AUCUUCCACUUCGAACCACUAACACAAAACCCAUCACUGAAAGAAAACCCAGGAAGAAGAGGUGUAAGCAAACCCCCUUUCCGACCACUCCGGACAUGCCGGCGGCGAUGAGAGAUCGAAUUGGGGAGAUGGGGGCGUACCAAAUCCAACUGGCAAUUCAAAAACAACUGCAAGAUACUGAUAUGAAUAAGAAUCAUGGGCGACUAUCUUUCCCUGCAAAGAAACUGAAAGUGGAUUUUGCAACGGAAGAGGAGAGGAGGGUACUAAAGCAACAAGAAAACGGGGGGAAAAAAGGGAUGAAUGUAAUGAUAGUGGAUCCUCUUCUCCGAGAGAGCAGCAUUUGCUUGAAGUUGUGGAAGAUUGGGAGCGGGGAUUCCUACUGUUUAAUGACACAAUGGAAUUGGUUAGUGGAACAGAAUGGGUUCAAAAGCGGAGAUCACGUCCAGCUUUGGAGCUUCAGAAAAGAUGAAUUUGAGGCUGAAACUCAAACCAUGGUUUCUCGUCUCUGUUUCGCCAUGGUUAAGCUUGAUGCCACCACUGCUUCUGCUUGAAGCUCUCAUCUUGGAUGCUGAUAGGAGUGGAGCUGCUUCUUAAUUUCAUGUGACCAACCAAGACCGACCAAGAUUACCAUUUUUUUUUUUUUUUUUUUUUUAAUAAGGUACGUAUAAUAAUAGUAUCAUGUUUUUUGGUGACAACAACUAUUGUAUUGUACUCGUUGUCGGGCUCUGUUAUAUUUUGUAAAAUUAAUGAGAUUUUUUGCCUUUUCGAAAUAAAUGUUCAUGCUCGUGUUUCCGCAUCUCAACAAUAAUAAUAACAAUAGAACAACGCCAAUAUAGCUACACAUCUUCUCUUUUAACUACUACAAAUUAAUACCAACCAUAUAA
Messenger RNA from Cucurbita moschata (crookneck pumpkin), 884 nucleotides. Its product is annotated as putative B3 domain-containing protein At3g24850. The record is from RefSeq and is a predicted model, not a curated record. The coding region runs from base 96 to 551 and encodes 151 amino acids. NCBI's taxonomy places the organism in Eukaryota, Viridiplantae, Streptophyta, Magnoliopsida, Cucurbitales, Cucurbitaceae. The transcript has 2 exons. Gene Ontology annotation, molecular function: DNA binding.